Messenger RNA from Populus trichocarpa (black cottonwood), 1314 nucleotides. Its product is annotated as E3 ubiquitin-protein ligase SGR9, amyloplastic. Gene Ontology annotation, biological process: protein ubiquitination. Gene Ontology annotation, molecular function: ubiquitin protein ligase activity. The transcript has a single exon. Lineage: Eukaryota; Viridiplantae; Streptophyta; Magnoliopsida; Malpighiales; Salicaceae. The record is from RefSeq and is a predicted model, not a curated record. The coding region runs from base 91 to 921 and encodes 276 amino acids. Gene Ontology annotation, cellular component: cytoplasm.
AAUGAUGCCCGACUAGUCGGUCAGUUAAGCUCGCAUAAAAAGCCACACAUUCUUCAACCUUUCCACACUCUCCAGGCACACGAUCCCAUAAUGGAAGAAGAAACUAUCAUCACGGCAGCACUCUCCACCCUCGCUUCUCCCCAGCUUACAGAUCUCACCAGCUCCAUCCUCUCGCUUACCCUCCACCAUCACAGCCGCCUCUCCUCCCUCCUUUGCUCUCCCUCCCUUUUCUCCCUCGCCCUUCACCAUCUUCACUCCCUCUCCCUCGCUCACAAAACCCUACUCAUUGCCAAAUACCUCCUCUCAUCCCUCCACCACCUCACACGUCACUUCCAUCCACCAACACUUAUUCCACCACACCCUACCACCACCAUCAAACACCGCGAUCUCGACGCCGCAUUGCUUCUCAUUUUCCUUUGUGAUGUACAUCAAGAAAGCCCCGAAAUACUUAAAACACCACGCACUGGAUGGCGUGAGGGUUUGAGGAAGCAUUACUCUAAAACUGUAUUAAGGCGAUCAAGCGUUGGGGUGCAUUAUGGUGGUGUCCUCUUACCAUACGUUGAGAUGGUCAUAAGGUGUUGGAGGUUUGUUGGUGUAAUGGCUGGCUGUGCAGUGAAGGAGGGGAGGGAGGUGGCAGCGGCACCGGCAGCAGUGGUGGCGCUUCCGGCAGUGGAGGUGAGAGGAGGUGGUGGUGAGUGUGUAAUAUGUAGGGAAAAGAUGAGUGGAGGUAGAGAUGUGUGUGAAUUGCCAUGUGAACACUUGUUUCAUUGGAUGUGCAUUUUGCCAUGGCUAAAGAAGACGAAUACUUGCCCAUGUUGCAGGUUCCAGCUUCCCACUGAAGAUGUGUUCUGUGAGAUCGAACGGCUGUGGAGUGCUCUAAUCAAGAUUGGUGAUGGGGCCCUUAGUGGGGAACGCACGUGAUGGGUGUUGAUCAUGGCAGGAUGACGAGAACUUACUGGCCUCUCUACUGAAGUUAGGAUAAAUUUGCAUUUCCGAGGCCUAUGUGGGCAAUUAAGGUUGGGGUAUAAUGAAUGGUUGUGGUGAAUAGGGCGUAGAGGAUCACUUCUUCAUGAUAAAGACACGUGUGGAUAAGGCUAGAGUCGUGUUUGGAGAAUUGCUGAUUUGUAGCUAAAUAAAUGUGAUGGGAUUACAGAUAUUUCUGAGGUUAAUCAGCAGAGUAGAUUAGAACGUCUAGGACCAGUGGUCUUGCACAAUUUCUCAAUAGCUUUCACAAUCACAUUAAUUUGGUGGGCCUAUAGUAUUGUAUUUUUGUAUGUAUCAAAACAUGAAAUAAUUAACCCAUAUUUUUUAAAA